UCCUUCUUUAAUCAUCAUCUCAGCUCUCAACAGAGAAAUAUUGAGAAACAGAGUUCAUAAAAUUAAAUGGGUAAUUUCUUCUCCCGCCUCUUAGGCAACACGGGCGGGGCUGACCGCACCGAGACAGCCAACAACGGCGCCGACUCCUCCACCAUCGUCGGCAUCCACUCCACGGCUGAGUGGUCCGAGAACUGGCAGUCACACAUCCAAUCCAACAAGCUCAUGGUGAUCGACUUCUUUGCGUUGUGGUGUGGACCGUGCCGAGUAAUCGAGCCAGAGUUCAAGGUGAUGUCCACCCAAUUCCCGGGCGCAGUCUUCCUCAAGAUCGACGUCGACGAGCUUCCGACGGUGACGCAGGAAUGGAAAGUGGAGGCGAUGCCAACGUUUGUGCUGGUGAAGAGAGGGCGAGAGGUGGACAGGGUGGUGGGUGCCAACAAGGAAGAACUCAAGAAGAAGAUCCAGCUCCAUCUCAGAAAGUGAACUUACUUGGUUAAUUACCUUGUUCGAGAGUUCGUAUGGAAGUCUUAACUCAUGUUACGUGAAUCGAAAGAGAGAUUAAUGGUGUGAGUUUAUGCAUGAUAUUUCUAAUCUAAGACAACGAAUGGUUCCCCCAA
This is a messenger RNA of Zingiber officinale, 614 nucleotides long. Its product is annotated as thioredoxin H2-2-like. Bases 67 to 480 code for a protein of 137 amino acids. The record is from RefSeq and is a predicted model, not a curated record. The transcript is spliced from 3 exons. NCBI's taxonomy places the organism in Eukaryota, Viridiplantae, Streptophyta, Magnoliopsida, Zingiberales, Zingiberaceae.